UAAUAACAAGUUUCAACAGCAUCGUCAUUUUUUUAUCUUAUAGUAGAACAUUCGCGACUUUUCUUUUCGUUUGAGCAAUUUAUCUAGGAGUGCAUCAAUUCAACGUUGCAUUUCUUUCUUUUAAAUUCGGUUUGUGUAAUUUGAGAUACAGGCGAACAUUCAGGGGAACUGACGGUAUGGCCUAGUUUAGGUUUAAAAUAUUUACCGUCACGAACUGAAUAAGGUCGACUUCGCGUAAAUCUGGAUUUAUAUUCGUCGGUUUUAUGAACAAGAAAGGAAAAAGCUGUACAAAUUAUGAAUGAAGACGGUCGUUUAAGUGGUCAGGAGUUGUUUAAAAUCAAAUUAUCGCUUUCAUGCCUUUCGAAUCGUGUCACUGUUUGCCCAUUUCCAGCUAAAUUGUAUUUACUGAAAGACGAAACAUGGAAGCAUUUCAAAACUGGUGUUGCCGCCGUUAUUUUUAACACUGGAGAAAGCGGAGAAAGAAAUCCUAAAGGAGUGAAACUAUGCUUAGUGGAACUUGAAAGUGGCUUUGCAUCGUGGAAAGAAGAUCUUAGUGAUAAUUCACAAUAUAGUGCCCUUGAUAACACUUUUCAUACAUUAAAUCUACAAAAUAAUAAUGGUGCAAAAAUGGCUGGAUUACAGUUCGACGAUGAAGGAGCGGCGUCGUUAUUUUUGAAAGAAAUCAUUGACUCGAUUGAGGAACUGAAGUCCUCUAACAUUGUCACACCACCAAGCAAACUUGAAAUCAGUUCUCGCAAAGAAAGAGUGAAGAAAUUUCGUAAACUAACGAAAAACGAGAUCUCAACACCGUGUCUGUUUACACAUGUAACAAAUAUAAGCUCAACACAAGCAGAUUCCUUCGAUGGGCCUACAAGCCCUUCAUCGUUAGAUUCUAGAAGUGGCUCUACUUCAGGGAGAAGUGAUAGGUCCAGACGAUCGUCGAAGAAAAAGUAAUACACACAAAAUUUGGUAUGAACACCAUGUUACGACUUGAGAAAUUGAGGGCCAUUCUCUUUCUACAGAGCAACCUGAUGAAAGAGAAAGAAAUAUUUCAUUUAGUAGUUUAUGAUUGUAGCUGAUAAGUUGUAAAAAUUUUCAUCAAACGCUUUUGACCAGACUAUAGUUGACUGCAAUAUAAUAUUCCAACAUUGGUAGCAUUGCAUGGAGAAUCCAUACAAUUUAGUUUAACUCGACCUUUCAUGCAGGUAUCGCUCUUUUACACAUAUUUUAAUUUUCAUUAUAGAACUAAUAAAUUUUGUAGUUAUAUAACGCUUUCUCUUGUGUUUUGUUUUCAAUAAAUCAUUGUAUUUUCAACUGUA
Molecule: messenger RNA, 1319 nt
Organism: Xenia sp. Carnegie-2017
Lineage: Eukaryota; Metazoa; Cnidaria; Anthozoa; Malacalcyonacea; Xeniidae
Exons: 1
Coding region: 295-954 (219 amino acids)
Source: RefSeq, a predicted model, not a curated record